UCCCAAACAUCUUAAAGACUCUUCAUAACUUGGAGGAUGUAAUCAUAUCUAACAACAGAAUCAAAGGGAAAGUCCCUGAGUGGCUUAUGGAAGCUUCCUCGUCUAAGAACGGUGGAUAUGUUUGAUAAUUAUUUCAACGGUUUCCAAGGCUCCACAGACGUUUUAGUGAAUUCUUCAGUGAAGAUACUGAUUCUUGAUUCAAACAGAUUUCAAGGAUCACUUCCUCACCUACCACACUCUACCAACGUCUUGUUUGCCGGUGCUAACAGUUUCACAGGGGAGAUACCUCUCUCAAUCUGCAACAGAAGCUCGCUCUCUAUCCUUGAUCUAUCCUACAACAACUUCACCGGUCUAAUUCCUCAAUGUCUAAGUAACUUCACGGUUGUGGAUCUCCGUAAAAACAACUUGGAAGGAAGUAUCCCUGACGUGUUCUAUGCUGAUGCCUCUAUACAAACACUCAACGUUGGCUACAAUCAACUAACCGGGAAGCUUCCAAAGUCUCUUCUUAAUUGCUCCUCUCUAAUGUUUCUAAGCGUUGACAACAACAGAAUCCAAGACACGUUUCCUUUCUGGCUCAAGGCUUUACCAAAUUUGCAAGCCCUUAUCCUCGGUUCAAACAAAUUCUAUGGUCCUAUAUCUCCUCCUCAUCAAGGUCCUCUCGGGUUUUCAGAGCUGCGGAUUCUUGAGAUAUCUGAUAAUCAGUUUACUGGAAACUUGCCACCGAGUUACUUCUUAAACUGGAAAUCAUCGAUGAAUGAAGAUGGGGGUCUAUAUAUGCUAUACGAGAAGAGACCUUACGGUUUGUUUUCCUAUAGGUAUAUGGAUCAUAUAGAUUUGAAAUACAAAGGUCUACACAUGGAGCAAGCGAACGUCCUCACUUUCUACAGCGCCAUUGAUUUUUCUGGAAUCAAAAUCCAAGGACAGAUUCCUGAAUCCAUUGGUCUCUUGAAGGCACUGGUUGCACUCAACUUAUCGAACAACUCUUUCACAGGCUCAAUUCCUCUGUCUUUUGCCAAUUUUGUGAAGCUCGAGUCAUUGGACCUGUCAAGAAACCAACUCUCAGGGACUAUUCCUAAUGGACUAGGGACCCUCUCCUUUUUGGCUUACGUAAAUGUGUCUCAUAACCAACUCAAGGGUGAAAUACCACAAGGAACACAGAUUACUGGCCAGCCUAAAUCAUCUUUUGAAGGGAAUGCAGGGCUUUGUGGUCUUCCUCUCGAGGAACGUUGCUUUGAGACUGAUGCGCCACCAACGCAACUACCUAAGGAAGAAGAGGAAGAGGUGUUGAACUGGAAAGCAGUGGCAGUAGGGUAUGGACCUGGAUUGAUUCUUGGAUUGACAAUAGCACAAGUCAUUGCUUCUUGCAAGACAGAGUGGCUCGUCAAGAUCAUUGGUCUGGACUAAGCGUAGAAACCGAUAAGAUAUUUUCAGUUUUGAGUUUGGUCGUUCCGUGUGUGUCAAGUAGUUGCUGGUCUUGUAUUGAAGCAUGUCCUUUUGUUUGUAGUAUCUUCUUCAUCGCACUAUUUCUUUUUUCUAUUAAGUAAGAAUGGUGAAUU
Messenger RNA from Eutrema salsugineum, 1556 nucleotides. Its product is annotated as receptor like protein 42. Lineage: Eukaryota; Viridiplantae; Streptophyta; Magnoliopsida; Brassicales; Brassicaceae. The coding region runs from base 118 to 1404 and encodes 428 amino acids. The record is from RefSeq and is a predicted model, not a curated record. Gene Ontology annotation, molecular function: protein binding. The transcript has a single exon.